AGAGAGAGAGAGGUGGAGGAGAACAACAGGGGAAAGAGAUAGCAAGACCCAGCUAGCGCCAGCACAGUGAGCCUAACCGUUAUUUUGCGAUAUUGGCUCUACAGAUAAAACUACAUUUAAGCAUCAUGUCCUUUAGCUAAGAUGUGACUCCAGUCACCUUUUCGUCGAAUGUGUCCAAGACGGCAGAAAAAAUGUGCGCCGGUAGCUAACGUUAGCUAGUUUAACGUGAAGACAAAAAGGCAUCUCUCUCUGUCUUCUGACCGUGCAGCCCGAUCGAAAUCUUCGGAUGACUGUCUGUGUAAACGCUUGUAACGUUAAAGCAGCUCGGCAAAACAUCCCGCUCCUCAACUGACCCACCGGGUCCGUGUUACAAUUACGAGCAGGGGAGGGAAAGCCACCACACUGUCAAAAUGAAAUUCACGGAGCAUCUCUCCGCUCACAUCACCCCGGAGUGGAGAAAGCAGUACAUCCAGUAUGAGGCUUUCAAAGAGAUGCUGUAUGCUGCUCAGGACCAGGCGCCGUCUAUUGAAGUCACAGACGAGGAUACGGUUAAGAGGUACUAUGCCAAGUUUGAGGAGAAGUUCUUCCAGACAUGUGAAAAAGAACUGGCCAAGAUCAACACCUUCUACUCUGAAAAGCUGGCUGAGGCUCAGCGGCGAUUCGCCACGCUGCAGAACGAGCUGCAGUCCUCAUUGGACGCCCAGAGGGAGAGCUGGGCUAACGGGCGGGGCCUGCGGAAGAGGAAGACGGUGUUCGCCCUGUCGCAGCAGGAGCGAUGCAAACACCGAAACAUAAAGGACCUGCAGCUGGCCUUCUCUGAGUUCUACCUCAGCCUCAUACUGCUGCAGAACUACCAGAACCUGAACUUCACAGGUUUCAGGAAGAUCCUGAAGAAGCAUGAUAAGAUUUUGGAGACGUCGAGGGGGGCUGACUGGAGGGUGGUCCACGUUGAAGUGGCUCCAUUUUACACAUGCAAGAAAAUCACCCAGCUCAUCUCUGAGACCGAGGCAUUGGUUACAACGGAGCUGGAAGGUGGCGACAGGCAGAGGGCCAUGAAGAGGCUGAGGGUUCCUCCCCUGGGAGCUGCACAGCCUGCUCCUGCUUGGACCACCUUUAGAGUCGGCCUUUACUGUGGAGUAUUCCUCGUCUUAAUAGUCACUGUGGUCAUUACAGGAGCUGUGGUGACAGAAGAAGUUGAUGUUUGGCCUAUGGUCAGGAUCUACAGAGGAGGCUUCCUGUUAAUAGAAUUCCUCUUCCUGUUAGGCAUCAACACCUACGGCUGGAGGCAGGCGGGGGUUAACCACGUACUCAUAUUUGAACUCAACCCCAGAAACAACCUGUCACAUCAGCAUCUGUUUGAGAUUGCAGGUCUGUUGGGGGUGCUGUGGUGCGUCAGCCUGCUGUGCUGUCUCUUCAGUAGUAGCAUCCUGGUACCAAUGCAGGCUAACCCUCUUGCUCUCUACGGCCUCUUCCUCCUCUUCCUCAUCAACCCCUUCAAGACCUGCUACUACAAGUCCCGCUUCUGGCUGCUCAAACUCUUGUUUCGAGUGGUGACAGCUCCGUUUCAUCGGGUUGGCUUUGCAGACUUCUGGCUGGCGGACCAGUUGAACUCUCUGGGUGUGGUUCUGAUGGAUCUGGAGUACAUGAUCUGCUUCUACAGUUUUGAACUGGACUGGAAACAACACAAUGGACUCAUCAGCAGUAAAAGUGACGUGUGUAAUUCCUACUCCUAUGGGGUCCGUGCGGUGAUCCAGUGUCUUCCGGCUUGGUUCCGAUUCGUCCAGUGUCUGCGACGUUACCGUGACUCCAAACGGGCCUUCCCUCACCUGGUUAACGCUGGGAAAUACUCCACUUCCUUCUUUGUUGUCACCUUUGCUGCCCUGUACAGCACACAUAAAGCUGCAAAGCACGCUGACACCCAGAUCUUCCUCUACUUGUAUAUCGGCUGUUUAGUGGUCAGCUCGUGUUACACACUGAUCUGGGAUCUGAAGAUGGACUGGGGCCUGUUUGACCGCAAUGCAGGAGAGAAUACCUUUCUGAGAGAGGAGAUAGUCUACCCACAUAAGGCAUAUUACUACAGUGCCAUAGUGGAGGACGUGCUGUUGCGUUUUUCAUGGACUUUAACGCUCUCCCUCAGCACAGUCCCCGGGUGGCACAACAUCUCUGACAUACUGGCGACUGUACUGGCCCCAAUGGAGGUCUUUAGACGUUUUGUGUGGAACUUCUUUCGAUUGGAGAACGAACACCUGAAUAACUGUGGUGAGUUCAGGGCCGUCCGGGACAUCAGCGUGGCUCCGCUCAAUGCUGACGACCAGACACUGCUGGAGCAGAUGAUGGACCAGGAGGACGGAGUCAGGAACCGCCAGGGCAAGAAGAGCUGGAAGAGGAGCUACAGCAUGAGUCUACGCAGGCCGCGACUGGCCUCACAGUCCAAGACCCGCGACACCAAGGUUUUGAUAGAGGACACCGAUGACGACUCCUGACAUCAGGCCACGCCCCUCGCCUGGGUCCAGAAUUUAUUCAAAGGAGGAACCUCCACCUCCUAAUCGAGGAAUCACCCAGCGAGUCGGGCGUUGAACUCUCAGCUAAGGAAGGGUUUUAAAACUCAUGCCUACGUAAUCCUUUCUCCGAUGCAUGAGCCGCUGCACGGGUUCAGAACUAUUUCAAGGGAGGAGCUUUCACCUCUUGAAGAAACAACCCAGCAACAUGGCCAUCAAACUCCUGCCCCUACCUUCAAUAAUAACCAGGGGUAGGCGUAUCACUUAAACUCUACCUUACCCAAGCAGUGGGUGAAAAACUUCUCUCCCUGUCAUCCACAGCCACCCAGAGGUGGACUAUUUAACUAAACCCACUCCUCAGCCAUUGCUUGGGCUCUUUCCUAAAAGCCUCAGCCUAGCAUGAACAACGCAGCUAAACGGAACGCAAGCCGAUCGCCCUGACAGGAAGUGUCCCUGCUCCCUCUCGGUGCCACGCCGCUCCCACACAGGGAGAAGCCGACUUCAAGCCUACUGCUGUUGAGGACCAAAAGGUUUUUUUGUUUUUUUUUCCUCACCUUUUAGCUAUUAGUCUCCACCUACACCACACCUUCAAACAUCUCGCAUCAACUUGUGAUUUAGACUUAGAAAAGAAAGGCUUGAAAAGUGUCCUCCUUUCAGCGACUUUUUAGGCCUUCGAACGGACUAUGCUGACAAACAUUUGGUAACGCCAAUCGGUCAGUGGCUUGACUCCCUCACUCUUCAGCUUGCCCUUUCAAAUCAUCACAGAGCUGCCUACCUGCACCUUACAUGCUUUAGAAACACACACAGAAACAUGCACUUUGUAGAAGUGGAAUGCCUAUUGUGUGUUCACACGACACUUGAACAUUAAUCUUUUUUGAGACCCUGGGAAGAAACAACACACGCUAAAAACAGACUAGCGAUCAUUUAUAACCAUGGUUGUAAAUAUGAGACGGACCAAAGUGGGAGGUGGUGUGAAAAUAUUCCGAAAAUAUCAAAUACUCCAUAAUAAAAUAAAAAAAGUGCUGAGUUCAGACUGCAUCGAGCAGCGCUGGAAUGACUGUUCAGCCUUGAAGCUGAGAUGGAAACUUUGCUUUUGUUUCCGGAAAAAUAUGAAGAUCACCUUAAUCAUCCUGCGGUAACUCCAACAGUCACCCCACGUGGAAAAAAUAAUAUUCUUCCAUUUGGAAAUGGUUUUACUGAAUGUAUGCCAACGUAUUUAUGUAUGUAUGAGUGGGAGAGAUGCCUGAAUACCACCUGUCAACCCAUCUAGGCCAAAUCUGUUUUUGGAAACUUACAAUAUGAAAUGAGUUCCUAGAAAUUUUUAUUUUGUCCCCUGAAAGACUGAUUGAACUUUUGGUUUAUGAAAAAGUAAAACUGGUUCAUUGAAACGUGAUGAUGAAAAGGGGGGAGGUCACCUGUCUGUCACAUACUGCUCAACCUGUCACAAUCAAAAGAUAAAUCGAUGUAGUUAAACUUGAAUCUGAAUGAAGUGGCUCUUCCAGCUGGUUUGGUGGUGAAGGACCCAUGUGGGAGUGAAUCUGAUUGGCUGUGUUUUACAAUGAGGAGAUACAUGCUGGCGUAACUCAGGUUCCAUAAACAUUCCUGUUGGGUUUUAACACUUUAACGGACAAGGUUGGUUGAAAUAAUUAACAUGCUUGUCUCGAGACAAAGUGAUUUCAAUAUAUCUGUAUGUACAGUGUGUAAUUGUACUAAUCAACCCCUUUUUUGUGAGUCUACCGUAAAUUUACAAAUUAUCGCCUACGGCAUUUAUUACCUCAAUCGCAGAGAGAUCCAGGCCUUUGUUCCUAAAUUCCCCUAUUUCACAGUUAAUGCUAACUCAAAACUUCCCUCUUUACCGGUCAUCUAGAUACAUUUCCACAGCACCAAUUCCAACAGUUAUCCAACAAUCAUGUCGCGCUCACCGAUCUGUUUCUCCUUUCUAACAGAUAUAAUGUUUUCAUUCACCAAUUGCCUGAAUAUUAGUUCCAGUCCUUUUCCAUUUUUGCUGACUACUGUUACUCUACCACCAAUGAAACUCGACGUCCUGCAGAAUAACACAUUACAUUGAAAGUAAUCCAGCCUUCCACUUUAUUGAUGGGCUUUUAAUUUGAAAACAUCUACAGAAAGUUGUACGUGUCAUUGAUGGCAGCUUGACAUCGUUUGGAGCAGCAGAGGGGAAUUAGUUCUGUAUAAAUGCGCAUUAUGCUUACUUUACCAUGUAAAGCCAUUGUAGUUUUUUUCCCCAGCUUCUUUUUUUGUUCACACUGGCCAUUAUUUGAUUUUGUUUGAGAAAUUACGGUAACCAUCUUUAACGGCUGGACGUUAAGGGGCUUGCUGGGGUUUUGGUGUGGUUUUGUCUCUAAAGUUUGACAAAGUCUCGGUCAGUAAUAGGUUACACAGAAUUACAUCACAUCAUCUGCGUAUUGGCAAACUCAUUUCAGAGCGCAAAGCCCGACGCAGGUGUCUUUGCUAGUUUACGAGUAAGACUGAUGCAGUUGUCAAUUUCCCAUCCAGUGCUCCGUUGUUUAAAUAGCUAAUGCACCUGCGCCCAUCUGUGCGCCCAUGGGCGUGCUGGUCUUACAGGGAGUUGUGUUCAGGUGCAUUCUUGGCGUAUUGCUAUCUCGAGACAGCGGAAAGUGAUUGCGUCAUUGACCAACAAAAACCUGGUCUAAAGUCAAUAACGCAGCAUUUCAUGGUUAUUUUAACGCUUGCUUCACCUCGUGGAGUUUUGGUGGAAUAGUGCUCGUGCCAUAUAUGAUCUGCUCGCUCGCUUUCAAUUCACGCACGAGGCAGAUCAGUUUCUUCUCCUGAAAAUCUCUCCUUCCUGCUUAGCAAAUUCACCAUCAUAAUAGCAAUGUGCCAAGGUCCAAACGCACCUGGCUUUUAAAGGGAAUGGGAGAUGAUACUCUGAUUGGUUUAUUGCAUGUUAUGCCCAAAUCACA
Molecule: messenger RNA, 5440 nt
Organism: Perca flavescens (yellow perch)
Lineage: Eukaryota; Metazoa; Chordata; Actinopteri; Perciformes; Percidae
Product: xenotropic and polytropic retrovirus receptor 1 homolog
Exons: 16
Coding region: 411-2483 (690 amino acids)
Biological process (GO): cellular response to phosphate starvation; phosphate ion transport
Cellular component (GO): Golgi apparatus; plasma membrane; cytoplasm
Molecular function (GO): phosphate transmembrane transporter activity; inositol hexakisphosphate binding
Source: RefSeq, a predicted model, not a curated record